Molecule: messenger RNA, 1668 nt
Organism: Olea europaea var. sylvestris
Lineage: Eukaryota; Viridiplantae; Streptophyta; Magnoliopsida; Lamiales; Oleaceae
Exons: 5
Coding region: 275-1507 (410 amino acids)
Source: RefSeq, a predicted model, not a curated record
CAAUUAGUUUGCACGUCCAAAGAAUAACCUAUGCCUUGAAACCUAUGCCUGUUUGAGUGUUCAUAGUGCGAAGGGCGAAAAGCGGGGUCAGGUUUUCUACAUCGGAAUUACGCUAAAAAUACUGGGGAAGAGGUAAAAAGGCGACAUAUUCAUCACCACCUUGGCACCAAUUUAUCUUGUGUCGCAGGGAUUUCUACUCAACUUCUUCAUCAACAAAGUUGGAAGUUGAAUAUUAGCGGAAGUUUCCUUCAUUUUGAGGCCAUUUUAUAGAAUAAUGGAUUCAAAAUCAUUGGCGAAAUCAAAGAGAGCUCAUUCAUUACAUCACAGCAAGAAGCAUAAUCCUCAUCAGACAUCAAAAGUACCUUCAGUUAGCUCAGGUACAGCUAGUGGUGGAAAGAAGCAGCCUGGCAAGCAAGUUGCAGACAAACCCCAACAAUCUCAGAGUUUAAGGAAACUCCCGUCAAAUUGGGAUCGGUAUGAAGAAGAGUUUGUUUUGGAUUCAGAGGACACGAUCCAAGAGAAUAGUAGCCAAGCAACUGAUGUUGUGCGAAAGAGUAAAGGCGCUGAUUAUGCUUACCUAAUUCAAGAGGCCAAGGCUGAGUCUCAAGGAAAUUUUUCUUCCGAUAUCUUUUCUUCACUCAGUGAUGUUCUUGAUGACUUCACUCAGGGGUUGGGUCCAUUGCUUUCUUCCAGAGGGCAAGGCAUUAUGUCAUGGAUAGCAAAUGAUAACUUCAAGCUCGAAGACAAAGCAACUACCGGUUAUGAGGCGCCGUUCCUAUCACUAAAUCUGCAUGCUCUUGCUGAACAAUUUGCAAAAGCAAAGGUUUCAGAAAGGCUUUUCGCUGAACCAGAUUUACUGCCUCCAGAGCUGCUCGAUGAGUUACAAGGAUACAGCAAAGACAAACAUGAUGUCAGACAAAUUUCACACGUGACUCUUGCAGCCGAGACAGCUAAUGAUGUGUCGUCUCUCGGUCAAGAGCCUGAAGAAAAUAUAUUCAGGGAACGAGAUCAUAUAUCUUCUGCUGCCACCAUCACCGCAGAUCUUCCUAGUCCGGCUGCUAUUGAUGUGAACCACGUUGACCAGAGAUCUUUACCCGAGUCCAUUUCAAAUGUCAAUGUGGACUUGGCUGCUAAGAAAUCAGCUAGAUUUGAAGCCAUUGACGCAGAAGCAGAACUCGAUAUGCUUCUUGACUCAUGUAGUGAAACCGAGUUUUUUGGUUCCUUGAAUAUGACGAAGAGGUCAAACACGUUAUCUUAUGUACAGCAAGAAGAUACUUGUCAGUUGGGCUCCGCUGAAAGUUUGAACGAAGGACACGAUGCGAAGAAACAUGCUAAGAUGCCUGCCUUUGACAACACUAUUGACGACCUGCUGGAGGAAACAUCUGCUCUGAUAAACAUAAAUGAUAAAACGCUACCCCAUGAUGUAAAAGCUGCACCCUCUUCCUCAGAUUCUGUUUCCAAAUCGAAACUCUUGGAUGAUUUUGAUUCAUGGUUAGAUACGAUUUAGUACCACUGUUGUAUUAUUAGCUGAUAUGGAAGGGAUAUUCUUUCAUUUCAACCUGUUUAGUUUGAUAAAUGACUCCAAAAUUAGCCUCCAGCACAUUCACUCAGAAUGGUGGUAUGCAAAUGACCUGUUUUGAGGGUCAGUAGCAUUCGUUUUGUUUAUUU